This is a messenger RNA of Oryza sativa Japonica Group (Japanese rice), 652 nucleotides long. NCBI's taxonomy places the organism in Eukaryota, Viridiplantae, Streptophyta, Magnoliopsida, Poales, Poaceae. The record is from RefSeq and is a predicted model, not a curated record.
GCACGCUUGCUGCUCGAUCCUUGGCUCAUUACACUGCCAUCAAGAUCACCUCAUGUCUCCCUUCAUAUCCAUUUCUUCUUGCUGAUCAUUAUCACUACUCGUGUGCCUAGCUAGUGCCUUGCCAUGUCUUGCUUGACCUCUCCUCAGCUGGCUCCCAAGAUGCAGCUUAAGCUCACUGCCGCUGUCGCCGCUCUCCUCGUCGUCGUCUUCUUUGCGCUCUUCGUCGGCUCAUGCGAGGCGCGCCGCCUUCGUGCCCUUGGCAGGGUCAGCUCGCUAAAACCAUCGUCGUCACCUCCUACGCCGUACAAGGAUGCGGCAAGCAUGAAGCUUCAUGGUUCUGAUCCAACGAACCAGAAGAAGGAUUUAUCAAGUACUAGUAUGGAUCAUCACAUGGCUAGCGGGGACGAUGCGAAGGCGAAGGACGGAGUGGCAAUGGCAUCACCAGGUGCAGUUCAGACUACGAUUGUCGUUAGGGUUUCGAACCGGCUCUCUCAUCAGGAGCGAAGGGUGGACACAGCGUUUCAUCUGGACUACGCUGGCCCUAGAACCCAUCCCCCCUCUCACAACUGAUGAGUAUGUCGUUCUGUGGCAUUCUCUGACUCUGUCUGAUGAUCUUAAUUACUAAUAUGCAACUUAAGUGAUUUAUGUAUAU